AUGAAGUAUUUAGAGCUGGUAACAACAAGGAACAUGGUAUCUGCUGCUACAGGAGCUGGGGCUAUUUUCCUGGUGGCGAAGACCAUCAUGGAAGGGAUCAAGAGUCCUCCUCAUAAUCCAGAGCCUCUUCCCUUAGCCAAACUUGCUUUAGCUCACCAGACUAAAGCUGAGGUGGAUUCUGGAGAACUCAGAGGACUUUUGCUCUCUCUCGAUCCAAAGCUAGAUGCUUACUCCAAGAAUAUGAUACUCCAUGGAAUCACCCGUUGUGUUUAUCUACUGGAAUCAGAGGCAUCUGCAUGUACUUAUGAGGAAAUUAAACUUGUGGCCUCAUUCCUGGAGGAUUCAGACAUUGGUGUCAAGAUUCAGACAAUGCAUGCUCUCAAGGCUUUUGCUGGCAUCUGGAAAUUUAGAAUCAGAAUUCAGGAAUUCAUGCCCAAGAUUCUUGAAAUUAUCACUGAAUUAUGGGACACUGAUGUACAUGUUGCUGGACUGAGAUUACUGAAUGGACUGCCAUGGCCAAAUCACAUGCAACCCCUCCUGAAAAAGCUCUUGCCCACCUUAAUGGACAUUCUGCAGAUGGGAAACAAUUUGGCUCAGGUGCAGAUUCUAAAAUUCCUUAGCACAUUAGCCCAGAAGGAAGAAUUGUUAUUUGAUAUCAUGAAUUGCCAGGUGCAUCCAGAAUUCCUCAGCCUAUUCCAACCUUCCCAGCUUGGAAGCCUUCUCUUUGAGCUGCUGGUGCUUGUGGAACGGCUUUGUGAGGGUCGCCUGACUCCUCACUACCAAUCAGGGCACUGGCAAUACAAUGAGUUGUCACUCUAUGAGGUCCUUUUUGGAAACAAUUCUCGGCUAGCUGAUUGUCUUCUCUCCCUCAUCAUUCAUCCCGAGGAAGAAGUGCAGAUUCAAGCCUGCAGAGUUAUUCUGAAACUGCAAUUAAAUGAGGAGGGAGAAAUGGCUGGUAUCCAGGGCACCAAUUCCUCUUUAAGCAAAUUCUUCUAUGAGAUCAGUGCUGAACCUAUCUAUUAGAUCCUUGCAGAAUUUAACACAGAAUUAAAUUCUCUUUAGAAAUAUAGAAAGAAAAUUAUUAUUUUGAAAAGAUAAAACCUUUCAAAUUGGAAAGUGCAUAUAGGAGAAAAGCAGGUUGGUAUUCAGUCAAGGGGCCAAACAAUCCCAGUGGCCUCUUGCACCAUAAAAGCAGAAAAACUCUUCCUCAAUAGUAAUAUCCCAGAACAGAGCAAUACUGAUAGCAUCCCUUAAGGAAGUCCAACUUGUAGAGCCAAGAAGGGUUUUCUCUGGUAGCUCCCUCCCUGUGGAACAUCACCCUUGGAGAAAUAAAAUUGUUCCUCACCUUGAUGCUCUUUCAAAAGGCCCUGAAGCACUGGUUUUGGCAGUGGGCCUGGACACCCCAAGGUGAUUGGUUUAAUUGUUUUUGCCAGGGGGGUGAGGGUUUAUUGGAUGUUGUAUUGGGGGCUUGUAAGACUUGGAAUUACUGUGAGUGAAUUGGGUGGUUGCAUAAAUUACCUUAAUAAAUAAAUAAAAAUGACUUCCAACAUAAAAACAUAAUCAGUGUAAACCAAUCACAGGCACGUAUUCCUAUGCCUGAGAGUCAAAGAAAAUGUAAAGCUACUCAAGAUGCAAACAUGAAAUUUCCCUGUCCCACCAUUUAUAUAACAUAUAGCAGGAGUGUCAAACUUGCAUCGUCAUGGCAGUGUCACAUGAUGUAUCAGAACUUUCUCUCCCCCCCUUUGCUAAACCGGGUAUGGGUGUGGCCAGUGUAUGACGCAUCAGGCCCGCAGGCCAGCAAGUUUAACAGACCCGACAUAUAGUAUAAUCCACCACGAGGAGGAUGACCUGGAGUUUUUCACUGCAUAAAUUAAUGAAGUACAAAUAGGAAUAAAGCAACUAGAAGUUCUCAUACUUUUAUCACUUAACACUUAUAUUUGUCUCAACCCAUGCAUAUUUCCUUUGGAUUGAAAAACAGAAAUGGAAGAACAAGCAGCAUAAUACAAGAUCUGAAAACUCCUGUAGUUGGAGGUUUGUAUAUAGAAAACAGUGAAAACAUCCUGCUCAAAGGCCUGCUCUUUCAUAAUCUCCCAAUCUGAUAUGGACAGAAAGGAUAAAGAUUAAUCCUAAGCCAAGAUUUUUAAUAAGAUACUUGUCUCUCCUCCCUAAUAUAUUCCUACUUGAAGCAGUCCAAUGUAGAGUGGUGAGGGGACCUUGUGUAUUAACUUCUGAUAAAUUAAAAUACUCAUGGGACAAAAUAAGUUCUUUCAAUUGACCUCUUCAGAAAUCAAUAUGCAUUAUGUUUAUAAAUUUGGCAUAUAACUGCCCUUUUUGUGCCUCGACUAUCAAUGAUCCUAUUUUUGGCUAUUUCAUUGGCAAAGUUGCUUUGGUAUGCAAAUAUUCUAGUGUGGAAGUGCAUGAACAUAUCUAUAAAGUUACACUAGCUUUGUUUGUGCUUGGAGUCACUUUUCCACACCCCAUGGUUUUCUAGAGAAUGUAUCUGGAAACAGGAAAGGCUUACGGUGUUUUCAAGAGCAGCUUUUCAGAAAUCUUCUAAAUACUUUGACAAAUCAUGUCAUUUCAAAGUCUAUCUCAGGCAAGAAAUUUCCCCUGCUAAAAUAGUCCAAUCAGAUAUUUUACAUUAGAACAUUUAUUUCUCAGAGAGAAAAUAUAGUUUCAGACAGUCAGAUUAUAGUAGGUAAAAUUAGCAUUUUUCUUUACAAGCAUAGAAUUUAUUACCUCUUAUUCCAUCUGAUAUAAACAGUUCUAGAAAGCAAAUAAACUCACUUUCUACAAUAAAUAGAGCCAUCUGUGCUUUACAGCAGACUGACAAGUCACGUAUAGGUCCCAUAGCAACAGCAGGAUAUUAGCCAAUUGAAGUCCUUAAAUUGUAAUUUUUAAAAAAAAAAAUGGAAGAAAUUAAAUGCAAGAUCUUAAAACAGUUAAACAUAAAUCACAAGUCCACAGCCAGGCUACAAUCUGGGAAAAUGUAUGUUUCUUUAAAUUAAUUAUAUUGUAUGCAUACAAAAGACCCAGCAACACAACUGAGGACUUAAAAGAUUAAUAAUUGGCCUGAAUAAUUUAGAACAGUAGUUUACAAUUAUGUACAAAAGUUCCUUCUGUAACCACACUCUUGAGAUAUUAUUAACUAUUUUUUAAAAAAAGAUUCCUAUUCAUGUUCUGUAUAUGUUACAGAUAUUUCCCAUAUCGUGUGGUUUUAUGUCCCAAUGUAUAAGAUGUGGUUCUUGAAAAAAAGACCACAUAGAAAUGGCAGUGAUUUUCCCCACAAUAACAUUUGUCCCACUAUCUCUUAAUAAGAAAAUAACAACAAUAAUAAAGUUAAAAAAGGAGGUGGGGUAGGGGGGGAAACAAUGGUUUUCAAAUUACAAUCUUGCUCUGUACCUUUGGUUUGAAAUUCUUAAAGAAAGAAAAAAACCUUCACAAAAUCAAAUGUUACCUAUGAAAUGCACUGUCAACUUGCAAGGUUCAGCUCUUCCUCUUUUUGUAGCAUAUGCAAGUUGAAAAAAAAAAGGUUUCUCCAAGGAGUUGUGCUCUAUUUUUAACAGAUCCCAAUAACGGAAGCUCAGAGAGCAUAAAAGCAAAUGCUGAAGCGUUUAUGGGGUGGCCAAGAGUGACUGUAGGGAAUUC
Messenger RNA from Thamnophis elegans (Western terrestrial garter snake), 3648 nucleotides. RefSeq names its product armadillo repeat-containing protein 12-like. NCBI's taxonomy places the organism in Eukaryota, Metazoa, Chordata, Lepidosauria, Squamata, Natricidae. Gene Ontology annotation, cellular component: nucleus. The transcript has 6 exons. The record is from RefSeq and is a predicted model, not a curated record. Bases 1 to 1023 code for a protein of 340 amino acids.